GACGAGGCUGCAUGAUUCAACACCCAAUGUCCAUUCCGCCGUUUGUUUGCCUUGCAUGCGCCCAACAAUCAACCCACACCACUAACGUCCCUACCCGCUGUCCAUCAACCGUGGCUAUCACAAUGUAGCCACGGAGUCCGCCAUCUAGAACCAGGACAUGUCCCAGCCCCGUCAAGUCCCAACACACUCGUCUUCGCCGUCAAAGUCCUCCUUGCGGCGAACCAGCGGUCCUCAUAGCAGCCAGAGCCGCAGCCUCCUUCCCUCUCCACACUUCGAGGACGACCCCAUCGUAGCCUCGCACCAGUCUGCAUCUGCAUCUGCUACGACUCGGCACUCACAGAUCGACUACUCGGAGCACGCGGUCGUCGAAGGUGAGGAUGGAGGCGACGAGUCCGAGCAAUAUGCUGCCGAUGUCAAGACCGAUGCCAUACCUUCUUUUCAGCCCUUCUUCACCCUGAUCGAGGACAGCGUCUCGAACGAACAUCAUCACCCGACUGUGCACUAUAUAUUCGCCGAUGAUGACUCGGACAUUAUCGCCGAAGCAGCCUGUCGAUCACUCGAGACAUUGGAUCCGCAGCAGCAGCAGGCGAGUGUGGCACAGCACGAGCAUGCGCACGAGAGCGAGCACGAUGACACCGCCACUCGUCUCCCUGCUCCUACUGCCGGCAUGCGCGAACACUAUCUAGUUCUGGACGUGCAUCCACGCACACAUCCACCACCACAAGACUCCUCGGGUGCGAGAAUGACCUACGAAGUGACUUCUGCCCAGAGUUUCAGCGCAGACUGGCAAGCGCUAAGGUCGAGCAUCACCGCGGCGCCGACGAUGGGGGACGCAGGCGAAGACGAUACCUCGCUCAUGUUGCGCAUCGAGGGUCGGGGAAAUACACCUGGCGAUGCCCCCGCCGCUGAGAAGGAAAGUAUGGAGGAAAUGAUUGAGCGGUUUCAGCGUAGGCUCGAGGACAUCAGGCAAGUCAUGGAGGCUGGUUCCCUGGGUGGAGGUGGACCUGGUGGUGCAGGAGAAACUGCGGGUGUUACUACAGGCUCGAGGGACAGCGGUGCAGCCGCUGUUGACGCCAGUGUUUGAUGACCGUGACGUUGCUUUGCUAUAUACCCAUACAAGACUGUACAGGGACUGCGUCCCAUCCACUAAUAAACCUAUAGAGAGUCUGACAAACUCUCAAAGCGAGCGGCAUUCUCCUUGUCUACGGUCUAGGUCACUGUUGCCAUGGUCGAGUUCAUGUGCUGCGAAG
This is a messenger RNA of Exophiala viscosa, 1250 nucleotides long. RefSeq lists its product as uncharacterized. Lineage: Eukaryota; Fungi; Ascomycota; Eurotiomycetes; Chaetothyriales; Herpotrichiellaceae. The coding region runs from base 158 to 1084 and encodes 308 amino acids. The transcript has a single exon. The record is from RefSeq and is a predicted model, not a curated record.